AUGCUAGUGUUUGAAGUUUUCCGAGAAUUUGACCCGGCAGUCGACGGGUCGAAUCCCAAGAUAAUGGCGAACGGCUUGUUUCUAUUUACAUGCUCAAGUCUCCUGAUAUUCGUUGUGCUAGGAAUAGCCAUGUUCUAUUCAGGGAUGACGCAGAGGCGGUCGAGUUUGUCCAUGUUGGGCAUUCCUUUGAUUGUCACAAUGGUCACUUUCAUCGUGUGGUGUGUUCUUGGCUAUUCGUUAACGUUCAGUAAUAAUGCCUCAACCAGGUACAUUGGAAAUUUUCAGUUUGCGGGUCUGAGAAAUUUAGAGAGGUCCUUGCUGGAAAACGAGUCAGCACCAGAUAAUUUGAUCCCUGCUUUGCCACAUGCUGUAUUUGAAGGUCUGUUGGCCUGUGUAGCUGCUGCUCUUACCAUGCCAUGUAUCGCUGAGAGAGGGAGGAUACUACCGAUGCUGGUGUUUUGUGUGGUAUGGGUGAUACUAGUCUAUUGUCCCGUCGCUUAUUGGGAGUGGAACUCUAACGGCUGGAUGGUUGACAAGAUCGAUAUUUUGGACUAUGGUGGUGGCUCACCCGUUCAUUUGGUUUCUGGGUUCACUACUUUGGCCUAUUCGAUAUUGCUAGGUCAGAGAGACCAAAUAUUGAUUAUGAACAAAAAUAGGUACAGAAACUCCAACACCGGAAUGAUUGUCAUAGGGACAAUGUUUUUAGUUACAGGAUGGCUCGGGUUCAAUGCCGGUUGCUCGUUAACUUUAGGAUUGGCCUCUUUUAUCUCUGUUGUGAAUACCCUAAUUUCAUCGGCAAUGGCAUCGUUAACAUGGAUGUGUGUGGAUUACUAUUGGAAUAGGAAGCUCUCUAUUAUGGGCGUUUGUUCUGGAUGCAUAACUGGGUUGGUAGUGAUUACGCCCGCUGCAGGCUAUGUUAACCUAUGGUCGAGUUUCAUAUUCGGGUUUGUGGGAGGUUUCUUGGUAAAUUUUGCCACAGGCUUAAAGUACCUGAUCCAUGUUGACGACUGUUUGGACAUAUUUGCCAUACAUGGCAUUGGAGGAAUGAUAGGCAUUCUCUUGACGGGAUUAUUUGCUGAUAAGAAUAUUGCCAUUUUAGGAUUCAACGACAUUGCCGGCGGUUGGGUAAACCAGAAUUAUGUUCAACUUGGAUGGGAAGUGGUUGGUACCAUUGUGGUUUCCCUCUAUGCAUUCACUAUAUCGUUUGUGGUAUUGUUGAUAAUCAAUUGGAUACCUGGACUGCGAUUGAAAGUUGAUGAUGAGCAAACAUUGCAUGGAGGAGCAGAUGAAUGGGAGUUUGGUGGAGAGUUUAUACAAGACUUCGUUGAAUUUUUGCGGAUUUUGGAUCCUACAGACUACUUGCGGAACGAAGUCGAACCCCAGCUGGAAAGCCCAGCUGGUGAAAGCUAUCAACAAGAAGAUUUCCAGAUGAGAGACCUUUGA
Molecule: messenger RNA, 1443 nt
Organism: Komagataella phaffii GS115
Lineage: Eukaryota; Fungi; Ascomycota; Pichiomycetes; Pichiales; Pichiaceae
Product: Ammonium permease
Exons: 1
Coding region: 1-1443 (480 amino acids)
Biological process (GO): ammonium transmembrane transport
Cellular component (GO): plasma membrane
Molecular function (GO): ammonium channel activity
Source: RefSeq, a predicted model, not a curated record